UUAUACCCAGGCCCAAUAAUGCUAUCUAAGUAGUAACUAACAAUAAAAGCGACAAGUAUAAAACCCUUCCACAAACAAUUAAUCUAGGGUUUCUAGAGUUCUUCCCCAAAUCGCCGUUUCAGCUCUCACUAGUCGGAGAAAACCAAAAAAAAAUGGCCUCAAGAAUUAAGCCACAUGAGUUGAGACAGAAAUCCAAGGCUGAGUUGUUCAAUCAAUUGAAGGAUUUGAAGGCUGAACUUGCUCUUCUUCGUGUUGCUAAAGUUACUGGUGGUGCUCCUAACAAACUAUCUAAAAUUAAGGUAGUGAGGUUGGGGAUUGCGCAAGUGUUGACUGUGAUUUCACAAACUCAGAAGGAGAAACUGAGAGAGGUUUACAAGAAGAAGAAGUAUUUACCUCUUGAUCUCCGUCCUAAGAAGACGAGAGCCAUUCGUCGUCGUCUUACCAAGCAUCAGGCAUCACUGAAGACACUGAGGGAGAAAAAGAAAGAGAUGUACUAUCCGAUGAGGAAGUAUGCCAUCAAGGUGUAGGCUAGAAAUACACAUUUGUAGGACAUUUGUUUCUUUCGAACUUAUCUAUUAUGGUAAUUUUGUUCCAAGGUUACUCAAGUUUUUUGGAUGAUGAGCAUUGCAAUUUUAAUCUUUUAGUCGAUGACUGCACUAUUUUUGUCAA
This is a messenger RNA of Beta vulgaris subsp. vulgaris (sugar beet), 669 nucleotides long. RefSeq names its product 60S ribosomal protein L35. Gene Ontology annotation, molecular function: mRNA binding; structural constituent of ribosome. Gene Ontology annotation, biological process: translation; maturation of LSU-rRNA from tricistronic rRNA transcript (SSU-rRNA, 5.8S rRNA, LSU-rRNA). The coding region runs from base 153 to 527 and encodes 124 amino acids. The transcript is spliced from 4 exons. Gene Ontology annotation, cellular component: ribosome; cytosolic large ribosomal subunit. The record is from RefSeq and is a predicted model, not a curated record. Lineage: Eukaryota; Viridiplantae; Streptophyta; Magnoliopsida; Caryophyllales; Amaranthaceae.